Messenger RNA from Verticillium nonalfalfae, 6774 nucleotides. RefSeq names its product glutamate synthase [NADH] (gene GLT1). NCBI's taxonomy places the organism in Eukaryota, Fungi, Ascomycota, Sordariomycetes, Glomerellales, Plectosphaerellaceae. Gene Ontology annotation, molecular function: iron ion binding; iron-sulfur cluster binding; flavin adenine dinucleotide binding. The record is from RefSeq and is a predicted model, not a curated record. The transcript is spliced from 5 exons. Bases 1 to 6774 code for a protein of 2257 amino acids.
AUGAACGAAAACGACCCAGCAUUUGAGGAUGUCAGUUCGAUGCCAGGGAACCGACCCGACCCGCGGCUGGCGGCAAUGGGUGUGGGAGCAGGCGCAAUCAUUCGUUGGGCUUCGCCGAAGAAUCGACAGGAGAAAGGGACGACGUUGAUCGACGGCCUGUACUCCAUCCGCACACCAGCGGGACUGGCGAAAGCGAUUGUGCAGCACCAGCACAUUACAACACUAUGCUGCGCGCCGCACCGCACUUGCAUGCUACGCUUUCAUUAUCGCCGUGAAUCUGCUCCCGACGAGACAAGAUUUGAGACGAAAUAUCCGCCGCACGUGCAGCUCGCUCUGCUCCUCUCGACGAUCCCAUACCUCCUACGCUCUCUCAUUCCGAAUCCCACUCCCAUAACGAGCCGACGGUUGUCGCCUAGCAUGGGCCUGCCUGAGGAUUUCAACGACCAACAAACUUCUUUCGACGCUGAAAAAGAGCAAUACACUCCCUAUGAGUACCAGGAGGAGGGCAACACCUCCUGGGCAGGUGCUCUGCCGGUGAAGCAAGGUCUGUAUGACCCAGACCUUGAGAAAGAUGCUUGCGGUGUGGGCUUUGCUUGCCACAUCAAGGGCAAGCCUAGCCACAAGAUUGUCAGCGAUGCGCGCAACCUGCUCUGCAACAUGACCCACAGAGGUGCUGUGGGUUCUGAUGUGCGAGACGGUGAUGGCGCUGGCGUCAUGACGUCCAUCCCUCACAAGUUCUUCAUCAAGAACUUUGAGCGCGAGGAGAACAUUAAGCUGCCUCCUCUGGGCCAGUACGCCGUGGGAAACCUGUUCUUUAAGCCCGACGAGGAGACUCUUCAGGAGUCCAAGAGGCAGUUGGAAGACAUUGCCGAAUCGUUGGGUCUGCGAGUCCUGGGAUGGCGAAGGCCUCCCGUGGACUCGACCCUACUCGGUCCCGCUGCCAGGUCCCGCGAGCCUAUCAUCCUUCAGCCCUUUGUCGUCCUUGCCUCUGCCUACGGCACUGGCGUCGAGCCCGAAAUCACCGAUCCCGAGAAGUUUGACGACCGCCACUUCGAGAUCCAGCUCUUCAUUCUGAGGAAGCGUGCCACCCACACCAUUGGCCUGCACAACUGGUUCUACCUCUGCUCCCUGUCGAACAAGAACAUUGUUUACAAGGGACAGCUGGCGCCCGUCCAGGUCUACCAAUACUACCACGACCUGGUCAACGCCGACUACGAGGGUCACUUUGCCCUGGUGCACUCUCGUUUCUCCACCAACACGUUCCCCUCGUGGGAUCGUGCUCAGCCUCUUCGAUGGGCCGCCCACAAUGGUGAAAUCAACACCCUUCGUGGCAAUAAGAACUGGAUGAGGGCUCGAGAGGGCGUCAUGCAGUCCGACGUCUUCAAGGACGAGCUCGAGAAGCUGUACCCCAUUGUUGAGGACGGCGGUUCCGACUCGGCAGCCUUUGACAACGUUCUCGAGCUGCUCACCAUCAACGGCGUGCUGUCGCUGCCCGAGGCCGUCAUGCUGAUGGUCCCCGAGGCUUGGCAGGGCAACACGCAGAUGGACGCCACCAAGGCCGCGUUCUACGAGUGGGCUGCGUGUCAGAUGGAGCCCUGGGAUGGUCCCGCUCUGUUCACCUUUGCCGACGGUCGUUUCUGCGGUGCCAACCUCGACCGUAACGGUCUUCGCCCUUGCCGUUUCUACGUCAUGGAUGACGACCGCAUCAUUUGCGCGUCUGAAGUCGGCACCAUUCCCGUCGAGCCUGAGACCGUCAUCCAGAAGGGCCGUCUCCAGCCUGGUAAAAUGCUGCUCGUCGACACCGUCGCUGGCCGCAUCAUCGAUGACAAGGAGCUCAAGGAGGCUGUUUCCAGCCGUCACGACUUCCGUUCGUGGCUCGACAACAACCUCCUGACCAUGUCCAAGGUUCAGGAGAAGCUCGAAAGCUCUUUCGACCUCGCUGCCAAGCCCGACGACACCCUGCUUCAGCAGGACCCGCUCCUUCUGGCUUUCGGCUUCACCCACGAACAGGUGAGCCUCCUGCUGGCGCCCAUGGCCUCCGAUGAGAAGGAGGCCCUUGGCUCCAUGGGUAACGAUGCCCCUCUGGCUUGUUUGUCUCAGGCGCCUCGUUUGCUGUACGAGUACUUCCGCCAGCUCUUCGCCCAGGUCACCAACCCUCCCAUUGACCCUAUCCGUGAGUCGGUCGUCAUGUCUCUGGAGUGCUACGUUGGUCCUCAGGGCAACCUCCUCGAGAUGGAUGCCUCCCAGACCGGCCGUCUGCUGCUUCCCAGCCCCAUCCUCUCGAUUCCCGAGUUCAACGCUAUCAAGAACAUGUCGACGAAGUACUCUGAGUGGACUGUCAAGACCAUUGACCUCACCUUCCCCAAGUCCGAGGGCGUCGAGGGAUACCUGCGUCAUCUCGACUUCAUCUGUGAUGAGGCCACUGCUGCUAUCGAGGCCAAGGACCGCAUCAUUAUCUUGUCCGACAGGGCCACCUCUGCUGAGCGCGUGCCCGUCUCCGCUCUCCUGGCUUCCGGCAUGGUCCACCACCACCUUGUGAGCAACAAGUGGCGUGCGCACGCCGCCAUCGUCCUCGAGACGGCUGAGGCCCGUGAGGUUCACCACAUGUGUGUGCUCCUUGGGUACGGCGCCGACGCGAUCAACCCGUACCUCGCCAUGGAGUGCAUUCUCAAGCUCAACCGCGAGAAGCUCAUCAAGAAGAAGCUCACGGAUGACACCCUGAUCCACAACUACAAGCACUCCUGCGAUGGCGGUAUCCUCAAGGUUAUGAGCAAGAUGGGCAUCUCUACCCUCGCCAGUUACAAGGGUGCUCAGAUCUUCGAGAUUCUUGGUCUUGAUGACUCCAUCGUCGAGCGCUGCUUCAAGGGCACUGCGUCUCGUAUUCAGGGCUCCAAGUUCGAGUACAUCGCCGAGGAUGCCUUCCGUUUCCACGAGAGGGGCUUCCCCUCCCGCUACACGGUCGGCGUCACCGGACUUCCCGAGUCGGGCGAGUACCACUGGCGUGACGGUGGUGAGGCCCACAUCAACGACCCUACCUCGAUCGCCAACAUCCAAGACGCUGUUCGAACCAAGAAUGACAAGUCGUACGAAGCCUACUCGCUCUCGGAGUACGAGCAAAUCAAGAACUGCACUCUGCGUGGUCUUCUCGACUUCAAGUUCGAGGAGCGUGACGCCGUCCCCAUCGACCAAGUCGAGCCGUGGACGGAGAUUGUUCGCCGCUUUUGCACGGGUGCCAUGUCUUACGGCUCCAUCUCCAUGGAGUCUCACUCCACGUUGGCCGUCGCCAUGAACAGGCUCGGUGGCAAGUCCAACACUGGAGAGGGUGGUGAGGAUCCUGAGCGAUCGCAGCGCAUGGCCAACGGAGACACCAUGCGCUCUGCCAUUAAGCAGAUUGCUUCCGGACGUUUCGGUGUCACCUCCAACUACCUCGCCGACUCGGAUGAGCUCCAGAUCAAGAUGGCCCAGGGUGCCAAGCCUGGUGAAGGUGGUGAGCUGCCUGGCCACAAGGUUUCCAAGUCCAUUGCCCGCACUCGUCACUCCACCCCCGGUGUCGGUCUCAUCUCGCCCCCGCCCCACCACGACAUUUACUCCAUUGAGGAUCUGAAGCAGCUCAUUUACGAUCUUAAGUGCUCUGCUCCUCGCUCGCGCGUCUCCGUCAAGCUGGUGUCCGAGGUCGGCGUCGGCAUCGUGGCGUCCGGUGUCGCCAAGGCCAAGGCCGACCAUGUCCUCAUUUCGGGCCACGACGGUGGUACUGGUGCCUCGCGCUGGACCGGUAUCAAAUACGCCGGUCUGCCCUGGGAGCUUGGUCUUGCCGAGACCCACCAGACGCUAGUCCUUAACGACCUCCGUGGCCGUGUCGUCGUCCAGACCGACGGUCAACUGAGGACCGGCCGCGACAUCGCCAUCGCCUGUCUACUCGGUGCGGAAGAAUGGGGCUUCGCGACAGCUCCUCUGAUCGCCAUGGGCUGCAUUAUGAUGCGUAAAUGCCACCUCAAUACGUGCCCUGUAGGUAUUGCUACUCAAGAUCCUGAGUUGCGCAAGAAGUUCACCGGUACGCCCGAGCAUGUGAUCAACUUUUUCUACUACCUGGCCAACGAGCUGCGUGCUAUCAUGGCCCGCCUUGGCUUCCGUACCAUCAACGAGAUGGUUGGCCACGCCGAGGUCCUCAAGGUCCGCGACGACCUUCGCAACAGCAAGACGCAGAACAUUGACCUGUCCCUGUUGCUUACCCCGGCCCACAAGCUGAGGCCCGGUGUCGCCACCUUCAACGUCCGCAAGCAGGACCACAAGCUCCACGUCCGCCUUGACAACAAGCUCAUCUCCGAGGCCGAACUCACGCUUGACAAGGGUCUUCCCUCGAGGAUUGAGUGCGACAUUAUCAACACCGACCGUGCCAUGGGCACGUCGCUGUCGUACCACAUCUCCAAGCGCUAUGGCGAGGCCGGUCUUCCCCUGGAUACCGUGCACGUCAACAUCAAGGGUUCCGGUGGUCAGUCGUUCGGUGCCUUCCUGGCUCCCGGUGUCACUCUUGAGCUCGAGGGUGACUCGAACGAUUAUGUCGGAAAGGGCCUGUCCGGUGGCCGUCUGAUCGUGUACCCUCCCCGCAACGCCGUCUUCAAGGCCGAGGAGAACAUCAUCAUUGGUAACACCUGCCUCUACGGUGCCACCAGUGGUAGCUGCUUCUUCCGCGGUGUUGCUGCCGAGCGUUUUGCCGUCCGCAACUCCGGAGCUACCGCUAUUGUCGAGGGUGUCGGUGACCACGGCUGCGAGUACAUGACUGGUGGCCGUGUCAUCAUUCUUGGCAGCACUGGCCGCAACUUCGCCGCCGGCAUGUCUGGUGGCAUCGCCUACGUCCUCGACAUCAACAACGACUUCCACUCCAAGCUCAACAUGGAGAUGGUGGAAGCCGGCCCGGUCGAGGAGCCCACUGAGAUCGCCUACCUGCGCGGCCUCAUCGAGGAUCACCACCACUACACUGGCUCCGAGCUUGCCGCUCGCAUCCUCGUCGACUUCAACCGUGCCCUCCCUCGCUUUGUCAAGGUUCUUCCUGUCGACUACAAGCGUGUCCUUGAGGAGGAGGCUGCCAAGGCUGCCGAGGCCAAGGCCAACGAGUACAACCUGCCCAUUGUGUCCGGUGUUCAGCACAAGAAGAAGGAGGAGAAGGCCGCCAAGCUCCAAGAUAUCGAAGAGACCAUUGGCGACAGCGCUGCCGAGAAGAAGCGCGCCCUCGUUCUGGACAAGACAAAGGGUUUCAUGAAGUACCAGCGUCGUUCGGAGAAGUACCGCAGCGCCAAGACGCGCACCAAGGACUGGGCCGAGCUUUCCAGCCGCCUCAACGAGGACGAGCUCAAGUACCAGUCGGCUCGUUGCAUGGACUGCGGUGUUCCUUUCUGCCAGUCGGAGACUGGUUGCCCCAUCUCCAACAUCAUUCCCAAGUGGAACGAGCUGGUCUUCCAGAACCAGUGGCAAGACGCCCUCAACCGUCUCCUGAUGACCAACAACUUCCCCGAGUUUACCGGCCGUGUCUGCCCUGCUCCUUGCGAGGGUGCCUGUGUCCUUGGCAUCAACGAGGAUCCCGUUGGCAUCAAGUCGAUCGAGUGCGCCAUUAUCGACCGUGGCUUCGAUAUGGGCUGGAUGGUUCCCCGUCCUCCCAAGGUCCGCACCGGCAAGAAGAUCGCCAUCAUCGGCUCCGGCCCCGCUGGUCUCGCCGCUGCCGACCAGCUCAACCGCGCCGGUCACCUGGUGACGGUGUACGAGCGCGCGGACCGCCCUGGUGGCCUCCUGAUGUACGGCAUUCCCAACAUGAAGCUUGACAAGCGUAUUGUCAAGCGCCGCACCGAUUUCAUGGCCGCCGAAGGUGUGCUGUACAAGUGCGGCGUUGCCAUUGGCGAGGAGGGCCAGCCCAGCCUGGCUGACCUUCGCGCUCAGAAUGACGCUGUCAUCAUCGCGACUGGUGCGACCGUGGCGCGUGACCUGCCCAUCAAGGGUCGCGAGCUGGAGGGCAUCCACUUUGCUAUGGAGUUCCUGCACAAGAACACCAAGUCGCUGCUCGACUCGGAGCUCGCCGACGGCUCGUACAUCUCGGCCAAGGACAAGGACGUCAUCGUCAUUGGCGGUGGUGACACGGGCAACGACUGCAUUGGUACCUCGGUCCGCCACGGAGCCAAGUCGGUCACCAACUUUGAGCUGCUGCCGCAGCCGCCCCCGCAGCGCGGCAACGACAACCCGUGGCCUCAGUGGCCUCGCAUCUACCGUGUGGACUACGGCCACACCGAGGUCAAGCAGCACACGGGCAAGGACCCGCGCGAGUACUGCAUCAUGUCGGAGGAGUUUGUCGACGACGGCAGCGGCCGCGUCAAGGGCAUCAACACCAUCCGCGUCGAGUGGACCAAGUCGCCGUCGGGCGGUUGGGACAUGAAGAAGCUCGAGGAGUCGCGCCAGUUCUUCCCGGCGGACCUCGUGCUGCUGUCGAUGGGUUUCCUCGGCCCCGAGGCCCGCAUCCUCGGCGACGACAUUGAGAAGGACGCCCGCAAGAACGUCAAAACGGCGCCGGGCAAGUACGCCACCAACCUGGAGGGCGUCUUCGCGGCGGGUGACUGCCGCAGAGGCCAGUCGCUCAUUGUGUGGGGCAUCAACGAGGGCCGGCAGGCGGCUCGCGAGAUUGAUCUGUACCUCGAGCAGUACACGGCCCUGCCCGUGACUGGCGGUAUCGUCAAGCACACGCCGCAGGAGAUCUUCAGCGCCCGCGCCAAGCAGGCUGCGGCUUUGGCCUGA